GCCGGGACUGCGAUCGGUGCGGCCACGACAGCAGAGCUUCCCAACUUCAUCCAUGUUCCUCCUACCGCUACUCGUUCUCUUCCUUCCGUUCUGUCUCGCUCUCGCAAAGGACCCUCGCGAGGAGCUCAUCAGACUAGCGGCUGCCAACAAUGGCGUCAUUAAGCUCGAUGAACGAACCUACGAUCUCCUGACCAGUUCAAAGCGUAACUGGUCUGCAGCGAUUCAAUUCACUGCCUUGGACAAGAGGCGAAGAUGCGCACCAUGCAAAGAAUUCGAUCCUGCUUUCAAUGAGGUUGCAAAGGCCUGGCAAAAGGUUCCCGCUGCAGAACGCGACUCACACUUCUUUGGCACAUUGGAUUUCGAUGAUGGGGUGAAGGUCUUCCAGAAGCUCGGGAUGCAAUCAGCUCCCGCUGUCCAUGUGUACCCCGCUACAGAAGGCCCCCGUAGACCUGCAAGUGGACGAGUGUCCCCUUCGACUUAUGACUUCAGCUUUGGUUUCGAGGCCGGACCUCUAGCGGAGUCUCUGUCCCAUCACACGCCCGUACCUAUUCCGUACCAAGCACCCAUUGACUGGGCUCGCUGGGGAGCAAUGACAGGCAUUACACUUAUAGCCGCCGCAACCUUACGUUUCAUUUACCCCGUCCUGAAAUCACGAUGGACUUGGGCCGCCGGCACCAUUUUGACGUCUCUCGUGAUGACGUCCGGUUACAUGUUUACUCGAAUUCGUGGUACUCCCAUGAGCGGACCCAAUGGGCAGUGGAUCGCUCCAGGAUAUCAGAACCAAUUUGGUCAAGAAACUCAGGUGGUUGCGAUGAUAUAUGGGCUUCUGGCGUCAGCCUUUCUCAUGCUCACCAUCGUCACUCCUUACACGUCUUCACCAAAGCGUCAGAGAGCGCAGGUUUACUUGUGGUCGAUCGUCAUAUUUAUCAUGUACUCUGUCCUCCUGUCACUCUUCAGAGUGAAGAACAGAGGCUACCCAUUCAAACUCUUAUUGUAAAUGUAGAUAUUCCCAAUAUUCCCCAUCGGGACCUGGACAUUUAUAAUUGCAUAUCAUUUUGGCGUGAUCGCAUCACUACUGAGAGAUCAAAUUCCAAACCAAAUCCAAGUGUAUACUGCAAGUUGAAGGUAAAAGCGGCAAUGCGAAUAGAUACAAUAAUGACAAAAGUUGUCCAAAUGCGAGCAGUAACAUAAGAAAAUCUACGUUCAAGCUGCACCUUGCUGCUGGAACACGUCUACAUAGCGAUUCCGAAUGUUCCGUUUCGUUUGCGCUUUCAGUCGAGCGCUGGGUGGGCCGUUCAACCCAGGUGUCAGUGGACCAGCCAUCGGUGUCAAUGGUGACAUCGUGGACGCAGCAGGAGUUGUAGGUGCCGAAGCGGUCUCCACAGGGACAAGAUUUGAGCGUACGCGCAUCGGAGGCUUCUUUGGAGGUUCGCUCAGAUCUAUUGCGGUAGCUGGUCUGGCAGGAGGUGGAGGUCCUGGCGAAGGACCAUGUUGGACUCUCG
This is a messenger RNA of Somion occarium, 1502 nucleotides long. The record is from the annotation of a GenBank genome assembly. Lineage: Eukaryota; Fungi; Basidiomycota; Agaricomycetes; Polyporales; Cerrenaceae.